Molecule: messenger RNA, 906 nt
Organism: Jaculus jaculus (lesser Egyptian jerboa)
Lineage: Eukaryota; Metazoa; Chordata; Mammalia; Rodentia; Dipodidae
Gene: Fcf1
Product: FCF1 rRNA-processing protein
Exons: 8
Coding region: 192-752 (186 amino acids)
Cellular component (GO): small-subunit processome; nucleolus
Source: RefSeq, a predicted model, not a curated record
CGCGAAAGUGUCGCGCUGUCGGGCGAUUGCGGAAUAAGCGGGCGUGCGGGCCGAGCCAUGGUGAGAAGGAGCCUCGGAAGAAACGCCGUCGGAGCCCACCGGGGGGAAACGUGUGGGAGCUCAGCGAGUGCCCAGAUGUCCUCCGAGUUCCUCUUACGGGGAAGCAAAAGAAAGCAAGAAAAUAUGCGACUAUGAAGCGAAUGCUUAGUCUCAGAGAUGAGAGAAUUAAAGAAAAGGACAGAUUAAAGCCUAAAAAGAAAGAAAAGAAAGAUCCCAGUGCACUUAAGGAAAGAGAAGUCCCCCAGCAUCCUUCCUGCUUAUUCUUCCAGUACAAUACACAGCUGGGUCCACCUUACCACAUCUUGGUCGAUACCAAUUUUAUCAACUUUUCCAUUAAAGCUAAGCUGGACUUAGUGCAGUCAAUGAUGGACUGUCUGUAUGCCAAGUGUAUCCCUUGCAUAACUGAUUGUGUAAUGGCUGAAAUUGAGAAACUGGGACAGAAGUAUCGAGUAGCUCUAAGGAUUGCCAAGGAUCCGCGAUUUGACCGAUUGCCCUGUACUCACAAAGGAACCUAUGCAGAUGACUGCUUGGUACAGAGAGUAACUCAGCACAAGUGUUACAUUGUGGCCACAGUUGACCGGGACCUUAAGCGAAGAAUCCGGAAGAUCCCUGGAGUUCCUAUCAUGUACAUUUCUAACCACAGGUACAACAUCGAGCGGAUGCCAGAUGAUUAUGGAGCCCCUCGGUUCUAAUUCUUACAAGAAGAAGUUCCUCUGCUUUCCUUGUACCAACUUUCUCUGGUGCUGGUCAUUAAGCAUGCAACAGCAUGAAUCAUUCUCUUCAUCCAUUUGCUCUAUUGUGUCCUGAGCAUGAUUAAAUACACUCACUUUUUGAUGCUUUUUUAAA